AUGCCUUUAACAAGAAGUCAGGCCAAGAUGGAGACCGAGAAAUUGAUGGAGCUGCUAUUAAGGAAGUUUGACGAGCAAAAAGUAGAACAAGAAGAACGAGACCGUAAACAGAAGGAAGAACAAGAACAACGAGACCGUAAACAGAAGGAAGAACAAGAAGAACGAGACCGCAAACAAGAAGAACGAGACCGUAAACAGAAGGAAGAACAAGAACAACGAGACCGUAAACAGAAGGAAGAACAAGAAGAACGAGACCGUAAACAGAAGAAAGAACAAGAAGAACGAGACCGUAAACAGAAGGAAGAACAAGAAGAACGAGACCGCAAACAAGAAGAGCGAGACAAGAAACAGGAAGAUUUACUAAAGACAAUUAAAUCUGACCUGAAGAAGGAAAAUGAAGACCUGAUAAAGACCAUGAAAGAUGACCUAAAGAAAGAAAAUGAAGACCUGAUUCGAACCAUGAAAGAUGACUUACUUAAUUUAAAAAAUAAUCUUAAAAAGGAGCAGGAGGAACGAGACAGAAAACAAGAGGAACGAGUUUUACAACUUAAAGAAGAUCUGGAGAAGAAUCAGAAACAAUUAAUGACUAACUUUGAAGCAACAGUAGAAGAAGAAUUGGGGCAAGUACAAAAAAAGAUCCAAGAACUAGAGAUGAAAGUAAAACGGACUCCUCUUCAUCCCGAUCCUGGAAUGCAAACAAUGAUGAAAGUAAAGCCACCAAAAUUCGACGGCAAAGAAGCUUGGAGUACCUAUUUGAAUCAAUUUGAGGCCGCUGCUAGGGGAAAUCGCUGGGAUAACGAAGAAAAGGCAAUCAAUCUUAAGCUAAGCCUUAGAGGAGAAGCUACAGAAAUAUUAAGAAUGGUGCCAUCUGAGGAUCAGCUCAAUUUCGACGUACUGGUGCGUACCUUAGAGAUGAGAUACGGUGAAGCCCAUCUACAACAAGUGUACCAGGCUCAAUUGAAAUCUAGAAGACAACAACCCGAGGAAGGACUCCAACAGUUUGAGGCCGAUGUUGCUCGAUUAGUAAAUCUGGCUUACCCUUCAGCCCCAACAGAGUUCCGAGAACAAAUUUCUAUAAAUUGUUUUAUUGACGGAGUUCGAGAUCCAGAUACUAACCACGCUCUAAGGAUGGCUCAUCAUAAAAGUAUAUCAGAAGCUUUGGCCCAUGGACUAGAGUAUGAGGCAGCUUUUCAAGCAACUAGAAGGCAGACACGAAUAAGACAAAUCAGAACUUCGGAAAGUGAUCUCGAAGACCGCCUAAAGAAGCUUGAAUCAUUAUUAGCGAGGAAACCUAAAAGACCAUUGCAAUGCUGGAAUUGCAAUGAGGAGGGGCACCUUAAACGUCAAUGCCCCAAGCCUUUAAGAGAUCCAAGGAACCAGGAAAACUUCAACUAG
Messenger RNA from Anthonomus grandis grandis, 1395 nucleotides. RefSeq names its product trichohyalin-like. NCBI's taxonomy places the organism in Eukaryota, Metazoa, Arthropoda, Insecta, Coleoptera, Curculionidae. The transcript has 2 exons. Bases 1 to 1395 code for a protein of 464 amino acids. The record is from RefSeq and is a predicted model, not a curated record. Gene Ontology annotation, molecular function: zinc ion binding; nucleic acid binding.